GAGGAGGAGGAGGAGAUCCCGCGAGAAAAAAAAAAAGCAGAGACCCAGAGACACGCAGAGAGCUCAGAGAGAGAGAGAGAGGACCCGCCGCACGUGAGGCGCGCGAGACCCCCGUGGAGAGGGGACUAAUCGGUAAUUUGGAGCCGCGAGAUCAUCGUGUUUUUUGCCCGCGCGCACAGGCAGAGGGAGCGUCUCCGACAGGAAGACUGGCACAAUGAACCCCAUGACACAACUGUACUACAAGAAGGCGACAUACUCGCCGUACCGCGACCGCAUCCCGCUUCAGAUCGUGCGGGCUGAGGUGGAGCUGUCUGCUGAGGAGAGGGCCUACCUCACCGCGGUGGAGAAAGGCGACUACGCGGGCGUCAAACACGCCCUGCGCGAGGCCGAGGUCUACUACAACAUGGACGUGAACUGCCUGGACCCGCUGGGCCGCAGCGCGCUGCUCAUCGCCAUCGAGAACGAGAACCUGGAGAUCAUGGAGCUGCUGCUGGACCACGGCAUCCACACGGGCGACGCCCUGCUCUACGCCAUCAGGAAGGAGGUGGUGGGCGCCGUGGAGCUGCUGCUGUCGCACAGGAGGCCCAGCGGCGAGAAGCAGGUUCCUUCUCUGAUGAUGGACAGUCAGUUUUCAGAGUUCACCCCAGACAUAACUCCCAUCAUGCUCGCUGCUCACACCAACAACUACGAGAUCAUCAAGCUCCUCGUCCAGCGGAAGGUCACCAUCCCCAGACCUCACCAGAUCCGAUGUGACUGUGUCGAGUGUGUUUCCAGUUCAGAGGUCGACAGUCUUCGGCACUCGCGGUCUCGACUCAACAUCUACAAAGCUCUGGCCUCACCGUCCCUCAUCGCUCUGUCCAGUGAAGAUCCCAUCCUCACUGCCUUCAGACUAGGCUGGGAACUCAAAGAGCUCAGCAAGGUGGAGAAUGAGUUUCGCCAGGAGUACGAGGAGCUGUCGCAGCAGUGCAAACGCUUCGCCAAAGAUCUUCUGGACCAGGCCCGGAGCUCCAGAGAGCUGGAGACCAUCCUGAACCACAGAGACAACGACCAGAGCGAGGAGCUGGACCCCAGACAGUGCCACGACCUGGCCAAGCUCAAACUGGCCAUCAAAUACCACCAAAAAGAGUUCGUGGCUCAGCCGAACUGCCAGCAGCUUCUGGCCACGCUGUGGUACGACGGCUUCCCGGGCUGGAGGAGGCGACACUGGGCCGUCAAACUGGUGACCUGCUUCAUCAUCGGACUCCUGUUUCCUGUCUUCUCACUGAUCUACCUGUUGGCGCCGAAGAGCGCUCUGGGAAACUUCAUCAAGAAGCCCUUCAUCAAGUUCAUCUGUCACACGGCGUCCUACCUGACCUUCCUCUUCCUGCUGCUGCUGGCAUCGCAGCACAUCGCCCGCACCAACCUGCACAUGCAGGGACCUCCGCCCACCAUCGUGGAGUGGAUGAUCCUGCCGUGGGUGCUGGGCUUCAUCUGGGCGGAGAUCAAGGAGAUGUGGGAUGGAGGAUUCACAGAGUACAUCCACGACUGGUGGAACCUGAUGGACUUCGCCAUGAACUCACUGUACCUGGCCACCAUAUCGCUGAAGAUAGUGGCGUACGUGAAGUAUAACUCAUCUCGUCCGAGGGAGGAGUGGGAGAUGUGGCACCCCACGCUGAUAGCCGAGGCGCUGUUCGCCAUCGCCAACAUCUUCAGCUCCCUCAGACUCAUCUCCCUCUUCACCGCCAACUCCCACCUGGGGCCCCUGCAGAUCUCGCUGGGGAGGAUGCUGCUGGACAUCCUCAAGUUCCUCUUCAUUUACUGUCUGGUGCUGCUGGCAUUCGCUAACGGGCUGAACCAGCUGUAUUUCUACUACGAGACGAAGGCCUCGGAGGAACACAACAACUGCAAAGGCAUCCGCUGCGAGAGGCAGAACAACGCCUUCUCCACGUUGUUUGAGACCCUUCAGUCUCUGUUCUGGUCCAUAUUCGGCCUGUUGAAUCUGUACGUCACCAACGUGAAGGCUCGCCACGAGUUCACGGAGUUCAUCGGGGCGACCAUGUUCGGGACGUACAACGUCAUCUCGCUGGUGGUUCUGCUCAACAUGCUCAUCGCCAUGAUGAACAACUCGUACCAGCUCAUCGCUGACCACGCCGACAUCGAGUGGAAGUUCGCCCGCACCAAGCUGUGGAUGAGUUACUUUGACGAGGGCGGCACGCUGCCGCCUCCGUUCAACAUCAUCCCGAGCCCCAAGUCCAUCUGGUACCUGCUCAUGUGGCUCCACAACAAGCUGUGCAGGAGAGGCCAGCCGCCCGGGGAGGACACGCACAAAUGUGAAAACCUGCGAGAGUUCACGGAACGCCACGCCGACAGUCUGAUACAGAACCAGCACUACCAGGAAGUGAUCCGGAGCCUGGUGAAGAGGUACGUGGCGGCCAUGAUACGCAGCGCCAAGACGGACGAGGGGCUGACGGAGGAGAACUUUAAGGAGUUGAAGCAGGACAUCUCCAGCUUCCGCUACGAGGUCCUGGAUCUCCUCGGGAACCGCCGUCCUCCCCGGCGACAUUACUCCUCCUCCAGUGAGACGGCGAGAGACGACGGUGGCCUGGCCUCGGAGGAUGACAGCGAAUCGGGCGACGGCUGCGGAGGUGGAGGCCAGAAGUCGAAGGGCGUGACGUUCAUGACUCCACUAGAGGACGACAAGCAGCCGACACCGCAGCUCGGCGUGUCUGCGUUGGUGCGCUCCAUUUCUGGAAUGACCCAGAUAGAAAGAGGGAGCGAGGGUAACGAUGGAGAGCUGGAGGAGGGUGUCGGAUGGGGGGAAGAGGAGGAGGAUGAGGAGGGGAAACCAAAGAGCAACGGGCUGAAGACAACCGUCAUCCCUCCGUCCUCCACCACCUUGCCCUCCCCGUCUUCAUCGUUCUCCUCCUCCUUCUCCUCAUCGCUCGCUCGCACGAGGAGUCGCCUGCAGCGCCUCUCAACUCCAGGAUCAAAGGCAGACUCAUUCAAGCGCCUCUCCUACCUGUUCUCGCGCUCCAAACGCAAAGCCCCGCCCAUGCCUCUGCCCUUACAGUCCCCGCCCUCCUACACCAUCUCCGACGGGUUGCUCCGCCCCCUGGGGAGCCACAGCCACUCCGACUUCGGACUCAGUGACGUGACCAGAAGCGAGACUCACCUGAACGAGGUGGGCCGCUCAGUCGACAUCAAUAACCCCUCGUUCUCCCCGCGGAGGACGAACGGGCGGGACUCGCUCCUGACGCUGCCCCUCCCGCCCCCGUGCCCCUGCCAAUCCCUGCACUGUGCUUCCAACAUGUCCGAGUCCAGCUCGCGGCUCCUGGACUCCAGCGAGGACGUUUUCCAGGGCGGAGGCGUAGGAGGAGCGGGCGAGGGAGGCGUGGGCGGAGGAGGGGGAAGAGGCGGGGGGGUGAUGGUGAUGGGCGGGUGGGUGGGACCGUGCGGUGAUGUCAGAGAGGACAGCUGUGAGGUCAUAGAGGACUCCGUCACCACACAGCUAUAGGAGAGACGGACAGCAGAACUGCUUUUCCUUUGUUUGUUUGCAAGUGGCUGAACACAUUCAGAGGGAGAGAGACAGAGAGAGAGGUGGAGGAGGAGGAGGAGGAGGAGGAGGAGGAGGCGGGAGUCCAACGGGAUCUGAUCCGGAUCAUAAGCGGCAGGGGUUCCGGAGUUCUGAGGCGGGAUUUGGUAACGGAGCAGGUUCAGUGAUGGUUCUGAUGACACCUGGGAGGACUGAAGGGAUCCUGAAAUGGCAGGUGUUCAUCCAGACAGUUUGACGUGAUCGGAGGCAUCGUUACCGAAAAGAUUUCCCAAAACGUUUGUCCAAGGAAAAGUCAGAUGAUUAUAAAUUCAUGGCUGUGCCCGAUCUUAUCUGCUAUCUUAAGAAAUCCUAGCUAGAACUUUUAAGUUUUAUUCUUCAAUCAGUGUAGACGAGACUGCCCGUGAGCACAACAACAGCUAUUUAAUUUCCCUUUUAGUUGGCUAGCUAGCUUGUUUGCCACUUUUUAAGCUAAUAAGCUAAUGGUGAUGUUAGCCUAUCUAACAGGCUGACAUCACUGUUAACGUUUCCAGCCUGCUACAAUCAGUGUUAGCUUCCCCAACAGGCUAAAAUCAGUGUUAGCUUCUACAACAGGAUAGCUUUGCUGUUAGCUUUCUUCAACAGGCUAACAACAGUGUUAGCUAUACUUAAAGAUAAUCCUAAGUGUCACCCUAAACUGAGUUAAGAGAGAGUCACAGACUUUUAGAGGUUAAAACAGUGAGAGUGCACUACAGCGGGUGAUGUACUAAGCUAACACGCUACUUAAUGUGCUAACUAGCAAGAAACAAAAGGAGCUGUCACCAUAACAUGAGCUAACACAACAGUGAGUUGGCUUGCUAGCAAGUGAGGUACCAAACUAAAAUGCUACUGAACAAGCUAACUAGCUAGAAGAAGAGGGAUCUACCAAAGUUACCUGCUCGUGAGCUAACAUAACAAUGAGUUAGCGAGCUAGUAACCAAGGUACCAAACUGGCCACUGAAUGAGCUAAUUAGCAAGAAAGUGUGGGAGUUUACCAAGGUAACCUGCUAACAAGCUAACACACCAAUGAGUUUGGAUGGGAGGAACCAACUUGAACGAGCUAACAAGAUAAUUUUCAAGCCUCUCAGUGUGUAUUUAAUUGGAACUAGAUUUAGCAUUACAUGUGAGGCUCCAUUUCCUCAUCAGUGUCUUGUCUUUACACUGCGAUAACAUCACAUGAAUAGAAAAUAGCUCCUGUAGCUUCUGGGAACGUUUUCAAAGUUUAAAAGUUCAUCACUCACAGAGUACUUGAGUCGUCAGCAGAUUCAUAUCAUGGAAAUGUUCUCGAAAUUCUGAGGAUCGCUUCACGUCCAAACUGUCUUUAUAAACAUCUGCCCUUUUCUUUUCUUUUUAAAGGGAGGGUUCAUGUUUUUUUCCCCCUUCUUUUCACCGGACGAUCGACAACACGCAUGAUUAUUAACGGAAUUACAAACAGCCGAGGCGACUCUUCAGUCGCUUUUUCUUUCCCUUUAACCGAAAAAAAAAAACCCUUCUGAUCUGAAACGGAUUAACAAAACAGAGUCGCACCACUGGAAUUUCAACAGAACCUCACUUUUACCACGCUUCCAAAAUGAAAACUGGGACAAACGGAUUAACUUCCCCUUUAACUCUGGGAUCGGAUUGGAUUUAAAUGGUACCGGGCCGGAACCAUCGCUCUGCUGUGGAUUAACCUGCACCCUCUCUCUCUGCAUCAACAAGGGCCAAGGAACUUUAUUUUAUCCUAAUAACAAGUUAUACUAGUAAUAAUAAUAACGAUUCAUAAUAAUAAUGAUAAUAAUAAUAAUGAUAAUAAUAAGAGACUUCUAAUAAUAGUAAUGAGGACUAUUCUGGUUUCUUAAAGACUGUCUUUGCUUCUAUUUGAGUUGCCUACGAUUAUCCCGGCUUCUCGUUCAGCUCUUCCUUAAUAAGUACACUUUAAUUAACCUGGUGAAUGAAAACACGCCGUGAGAUUUAUUGUGAGGGAGGACGGAAGGAAGAAGGAAACCGAGGCGAGGGAGGAUUGGAGGAGGAGAGGGGGGAAGACGAGUCGAAGUUUGCCUUUCUAUCUGGGAAAAUCUAUUUUAAAGGGAAAUUUCACCAGAAUUUCAUCAUGUUUUCCUUUCUUUUCCUUUUUUUCUUUUUCAUUUCUUCUUCUUUUUUUUCCUUGAAGUGGCUCCGGCGCGGCGCAGCGACUUCAAUAAAAAGAAAGAAAAAAAAAAACAAAAGAGGAGGGGCGGCUGGCAUGAGCAGAGGCUGUUUGAAUUUUUACUCUGGUUUAAUAUAACGACUGUCGGCGACGACGUAGAGAAAAUUAUGCAUGUUUGAUCAAAAAAAGAAAAAAAAAAAAGAAACCACAGUUACCUGCAACACACACACACACACACACACUGAAUACAUCAGCUGGUGUGAUGAGUAGCCACCGGCUGAAUGUUUGACCGUCUUACAUCCUCUUCUUCUUCUUUUACAUCCUUCUCUCUCUCCAGCCUUCUCGCUCUGACCUCACCACCAGCUGUCUCGGCACCAAACCCGCCCCAAAAUGUCACUCUGUAACCAUGGAGACACACCCUGCAAUCAUAAUGUCACGGGAAGCUGCGAGGGGACGCUGCCGGGCAUCAGUGUGUCUUGUUUUUGUCACAACAAAUGUGUCGAACUGGACGUGACGACGUGAUUUUAAUCCUCUUAAACGCGAAUAAAAUCAUCUGUAGUUACCUGACGGAGUCGCUCAGAUUAUAAAGGCUAAUCAACAAAAUCAAACUUGAGAUCUUUACUACAUUUAACCAGGAAGUUUUCAUGGGAGACCAAAACAGAAGUGUUAAUAAUGAUGUCAAUAAUCCGGCUUGAACGGUCUCGUGAUUCGCUGCAAAGCUCCGGGCGUUUAAUGGAUCGAUGGUUCGAUCUGUCGACUCGGUCUCACGGCGAGUUAAUUGAUUUCCUCACAGAUCACAAAGAAUCAGCGUGACUGACAUGUUGGUGAAGUUGUUACAGCUCAGCGAUGAGUUUUAGAUUUAAAAUCGUGAUUUUAAAAACACAGUUUCUUGUGCAGCUUCUGUCCAAUCCAGCUCAGUACGAGACACAGGGAGGCUGCAGACAGACUGGAUAAUCAAUCAUCAAUCACACCUCAUCAAUGCCCCUGAUACACACACACACACACACACACACACACACACACACACACACACACACACACACUCCUACAGGACCUGAUUUUAAAAGUCCGAUUUUGUGCUAAAUUAAAACGUCUGCGCUUCUUUCAUCGUCGCACAGAACCGCAGUGGGUAGGCUUUUAUUUUGAAAGGGAGGAAAUAAACACAGGGAUGCAUACAGACGAGUAUUGAUUAUUGAAAGGGAAGGAUUGAUUGUUGCUGAAGGGUCAGCACCUGUUAUUAACACACACACACACGGGACAGACAGUCAAUCACUCUCAUACAUCCCUAUUGAUUAUGGCUCGGCCUUUCUAACAUGCUGCAGGGUGUGUGUGUGUGUGUGUGUGUGUGUGUCGCACAAGGAGUAUUGAUCCAGCCACAAUCCAUAAUAAAUUAUGUUGAUUGAUACUGUGUGUAUCAGUGUGUGUGUGUGUGUGUGUGUGUGUGUGUGAUAGAGAAACUAACUGAGCAUCAUUGAAGACGAUCCGUCCUCUAAAGGCACAGAUGGGACGACACACACACUCAGAUUACACUUUGAUAGCAGGGAAGAGAAAAGACACAAGGUCCAGCUCAUGCAUUAUUCCUCACACACACACACACACACACACACACUCAGGCCUAUGAGCAGUGACCAGCUGCAUGUUUGACUGUAAAUAGUUUGAGGCGUCCACAGCCUCCAGUCUGCUUUAAUAACCCUGUGUGAUCACUGUGAUGUGAAUCACACACACACACACACACACACACACACACACACACACACACACACACACAGUUACUAACAGAAGACAAACAGACACUUGGACCGAUAAUAUAUGAUCAUCACGUUCAGAUCACAGGUGUAUGAGUAACAUGACUGUGACAUCAUUAGUCAUGGUGGCGGUGUGAUAGCUACGCAAGAUGGUCGCCGAGUGACAGACUGCUCUGUUCACUUUCUGUUUCAGCCGACAAAAACAGAUUUUGUUAACGAGACACACAGAAACGUGAUCUGAGGGGAGUACUGGAAGUAGGCUGCACCGUCCUGUUCGCUCUUCAGCUCUGCGACUGUCGGUACCGUUUGUUUUCGUGGAAAUUUCAAUAAUGAUUUGUGGCAGCGAACUAGUUGCUAACAUGCCAUUAGCUGUCCGGCUAACAGCUGAGGGGUUCGGUUGCUAAGCCGUAUCUACGGUCCGUCGUAUUUACUGGAGUGGUGAAUAUCGUUUCCAUUACAUCAGAAACUUAUGGGCUUGUAAUGACUGUUCCAGGUAUUAGUCAAACCCUCAGUUGUUACCCAAGAGACAGAGAAAAACACAUGAAAAUCUAAAUGAACAGGCUUCAUUUUUAUGUCUUUGACGUUGUGUCGAUAACCAGAAAUUAUUGGACUCAACAGAGGAUAUAAUCGAUAACAUGAGCCCCAAAAUGGAAACACGAUGGUCAAUAAACCGGAGCAGCUGGUUGGAUAAAGUUUCAGUUAUUGUUGUCGAUCAAUAACCAAUCCAAGAGCACACGUGUGGUGAUUAUUGUGUUUCAUCGAGGUGGUUAAACGUUGUCGUGGCUCCUCAUCACACAGACAUAAACACAAACACAGAACACACAAACGACAUGAUUCAGGUUCCCCUCUCACCUUCUAAAGGGAUUUUGAGCUUUAAAAAUGAAAACCUGUCCUUGUUUUUUCUUAGUUUUUUGGGAUUUCCACAUGGAUGAAUGUAUGACUGUGUUAUUUUUCUAGAACCGGACGGCUAGCGCACGUUGUUGACUCUUUAAUAAAGGCAUCCUUAGAAAAC
Messenger RNA from Acanthopagrus latus (yellowfin seabream), 8429 nucleotides. RefSeq names its product transient receptor potential cation channel, subfamily C, member 5a (gene trpc5a). Gene Ontology annotation, cellular component: membrane; cation channel complex. Gene Ontology annotation, biological process: manganese ion transport; regulation of cytosolic calcium ion concentration; calcium ion transmembrane transport. Gene Ontology annotation, molecular function: protein binding; inositol 1,4,5 trisphosphate binding; store-operated calcium channel activity. Lineage: Eukaryota; Metazoa; Chordata; Actinopteri; Spariformes; Sparidae. The coding region runs from base 215 to 3493 and encodes 1092 amino acids. The transcript has 18 exons. The record is from RefSeq and is a predicted model, not a curated record.